AUGUACGUGAGGCAAAUGGCUGUACAGGAGAUAAUCUAUACAGGUGGCCAGAUGCCUCUGGACCCUGGUGAUGUCUGCAUGAAGCCAGCCCUCUUAAAGAAACUGACCCAGUGUGCCCCUUCCACAUACACACACACACUGGGAGCACUGCUGUUGGGCAGAGACCCCAACAAUCUUCCAACGAUCAGGGAAUUUGUUAAUGAUGUGAGGCAGUACGAAGACAGUGUCUCCAGAAAGGCCCUGAUCUCAGCUGUGGAAACCCUUACCCAAGAGAAGCAUGAGCUGAAGGCCUCUGUCUCUGAAUUGCAGAAGGCAGAGGAUGAUUACUCCUCACCUUCUGAAUGGAGAGAGGCAAAAGCCCACUUGGAGCUCAGGCUGGCCACGGCUGUGAAGGAAAAUAAAAAGUGUUUCUUUAAAUAUAUGAAUGGCAAGAGAAGGGCCAAGGACAACCUUCAUUCCUUGUUAGAUAGAGAGGGGAACAUAGUGACAAAGGAUGAGGAAAAGGCAGAGGUGCUUAACACCUUCUUUGCCUCAAUCUUCACUAGACCAGUACAGUCCCCCUCUGAUCCAUGUGAAGCAGUAAGGGACCUGCUGCGUCAUUUGGAUCCUCACAAGUCCAUGGGACCGGAUGAGAUCCACCCUAGGGUGCUGAGAGAGCUGGCAGCUGAGCUGGCCAAGCCACUCUCCAUCAUUUAUCAGCAGUCCUGGCUCACUGGAGAGGUCCCUGAAGACUGGCAGCUGGCCAAUGUGAUUCCCAUACACAAGAAGGGUCGUAAGGAGGAGCCAGAAAACUACAGACCUGUCAGCCUGACCUCAGUGCCAGGCAAGGUCAUGGAACAGGUCAUCUUGGGUGCCAUCACAAAGCACCCACAGGAUAGCCAAGGGAUCAGGCCCAGACAGCAUGGGUUUAGGAAGGGCAGGUCCUGCCUCACCAACCUGAUCUCCUUUUAUGAUCAGGUUACCCGCCUGGUGAAUGUGGGGAAGGCUGUGGAUGUAUUCUACUUGGACUUCAGCAAAGCCUUUGACACUGUCUGCCACAAGAAGCUCCUAGCCAAGCUGGCAGCUCAUGAUUUGGACAGAUUCACUCUGUGCUGGAUCAAGAACUGGCUGGAUGGCAGAGCUCAGAGAGUGGUGGUGAAUGGUGCCACAUCCAGUUGGCAGCCAGUCACUAAUGGUGUUCCCCAAGGAUCAGUGCUGGGCCCAGUCCUGUUCAAUAUCUUUAUUGAUGAUCUGGACGAGGGGAUCGAGUCCAGCAUCAGUAAGUUUGCAGAUGACACCAAGCUGGGAGCAGGUGUUGAUCUGUUGGAAGGUAGGAGAGCCCUGCAGAGGGACCUGGACAGGCUGGAUGGGUGGGCAGAGACCAACAGGAUGAGAUUUAACAAGGCCAAGUGCAGGGUUCUGCACUUUGGCCACAACAACCCCAAGCAGCACUAUAGACUGGGGACUGAGUGGCUGGAGAGCAGUCAGGAGGAAAGGGACCUGGGGGUACUGAUAGAUAGUAAGCUGAAGAUGAGUCAGCAGUGUGCCCAGGUGGCCAAGAGAGCCAAUGGCAUCCUGGCCUGUAUCAGGAGCAGUGUGGCCAGUAGGUCAAGGGAGGUUAUUCUUCCCCUGUACUCAGCACUGGAUCUGUUUACUCAUCCAGGCUGGUCACCUUCCCUGCCCGCUCAUCUUUCGGCGCAUGGGAACUGCCAGCUCCUGUGCCUUCAGGAGCUCCUGUUUAAAGUAGGUCCAACCAUCCUGGACCCCUUUUUUCUCAAGGACUGCUGCCCAGGGGACUUUGGAUAUAAGUUUCUUGAGGAAACUGAAGUUUGCCCUCCGAAAGUCCAAGGGUAUUUCAAAGACCCAAAAGGGAGCAAGUGGGCAUUUGGUAUAACAGCUGUAGAGACUGCCGUUAAAGAGCUGCUGUCUAUCAUACCUGGCUUGCCAGAUAACCCUUCCAUGGUUGGUACUCACAAGGUAGAGGAUGCCAAGUUACCCAUUGCUUCUUGUGUAGUUCAUCGUAGGCAAUACCGCACCAACAGAGACUCCCUGCUGCCCAUAUGGCAGCUGAUUCAUCGCCUGGAGCAGCAGCUUGUCAUCAGCAAGAGCCACUCACCCUUCAACAGCCCAAUACGGCCAGUGCAGAAGGAGAAUGGGGAAUGGAGAUUGACUGUGGACUUCAGAGGCCUGAAUGAAGUGAUUCCUCCAAUCAGCAUAGCUGUGCCUGACAUGCUGGAGCUCCAGUAUGGACUGGAAUCAAAGGAGGCCAAAUGGUAUGCAACAACUGACAUUGCUAAUGCCUUUGUCUCCAUCCCCAUUGCAGAGGAAUGUAGACCUCAGUUUGCCUUCACCUGGAGAUGA
Molecule: messenger RNA, 2340 nt
Organism: Pogoniulus pusillus (Red-fronted tinkerbird)
Lineage: Eukaryota; Metazoa; Chordata; Aves; Piciformes; Lybiidae
Exons: 5
Coding region: 1-2340 (779 amino acids)
Source: RefSeq, a predicted model, not a curated record